CUUUUUAUGAAACCAUGUGGCUUCCGUGUGUGCAUUUAAUGACGGCAUACAAGCAGCACGCGUAUCCGACAAGCCAAAUACCUAUUUGCAUCCGCUGGCUGGCGGACUACAACCUACCCACAGAGUCCAUGCCGUUGCGGACGUUGAAAGUCCCCGUUACGAAACCAUCUACGUCUAAAAUUGCACAUCUUGUACAUCGUCUGAGAAGUGCUGAAGAGGUUAAUCCAUCCGGAUUUUCGGUACUGUAUCAAGAGCUAUUGCGAAUGACUAACGAAGUAAUUGGUGAUUCGUCAGACUUUCAACGUGCAAAGAAACAACCGCGUUGGCCGAAAAUUAUGGCGCCCACAGAUUUGUGUUUCACAUGCAGCAAGCCUGUUGUGAUUGACGCAGUUCGCUGUGCGCACAAUCGGUUACUUUACCAGCGAAAGUGUUUGCGUGUGCAAUCAGGAGCCCGUUGUACAAUUUGUGUCAAUGCUUCACAAACGGUAUCUGUGCC
Messenger RNA from Dicrocoelium dendriticum, 496 nucleotides. NCBI's taxonomy places the organism in Eukaryota, Metazoa, Platyhelminthes, Trematoda, Plagiorchiida, Dicrocoeliidae. The record is from the annotation of a GenBank genome assembly.